Mercenaria mercenaria is the source of this 785-nucleotide messenger RNA. Its product is annotated as complement C1q-like protein 4. Bases 34 to 777 code for a protein of 247 amino acids. Lineage: Eukaryota; Metazoa; Mollusca; Bivalvia; Venerida; Veneridae. The record is from RefSeq and is a predicted model, not a curated record. The transcript is spliced from 3 exons. Gene Ontology annotation, molecular function: protein binding.
UUGGCAUAAUUUGUCCUAAAAUCCGGAUCAAAAAUGGCGACAUUUCUUUUUGGAAUAUUGCUAAUUACGUGUUUAGGCAACACUAGAAGUGAAACUGACUGCGUGUCUGAAAAGAGGUUUAAUGAACUUGAAGAAAUUAUCCGCGUAAAGUUUGAGGACUUAAAAAAUGAAAAUAAUGAACUGAAAGAGAAAUUGCUGGCUCUUGAAACGAAACUUGAAUAUUAUGAAAGUCAUAGAAAGGAAUCUCCUGCUGAUCAAGAUAUUCUAGAUGAAAUUAACACUCCUGUAGACGAGAGUGUUACUGACAUCCGCAACAGAAUCAACCGAGGCAUUGAGUCUAAAACCAUAUCUGGUAAACUCAAACGACAAGAGUCAACAAACAUCGCAUUUUACACCUACCUAGGCGGAAAGCGCUGCUAUGGAAACCAUGAAACAUUUGUUUAUGACGUUGUGGAAACUAACGUCGGCAAUGGUUACAAUUCUCGGGACGGGAUAUUUGACGUUCCUGUGACAGGGGUGUAUGUCUUUACUGCGACCCUGGUGCCUGAUUUCCACCAGCACCUUCAAGCAGAGAUCAUAGUUGACGGUGUAGUAAAGGGAAUCAUUUUCACAGAUUCUGAAGAAAUUAACGAUAUUCAUCAAGCAAGCACCUCCAUUAUCGUGCAUGUCAACGCCGGGGACCACGUCUAUAUCCGACGCGGUAGAAGCAAUUCGUGUAAUGUCAUCAGUGACACUACGUUGGUAAGAACUACUUUCGCUGGAUGGCUGCUUUUCUAACUACUUGU